AAGCUAAGACAAAAGUAGGCAGCUGAGUUCGGGGAUGGGGAUUCCCUAUGGCUAACCUUCAGUCUAGGCCUACGAUUAGUGGAGAUAGUAUAGUUUAUAAGCAUUAUUAUCUAUUUGUACGAUUACACGUAUUCAUUGUUGUACCAUAGAGUACUGAAAUAGGACCUGUGUGGUGUUGUAGUACUGAAGAAUUACAAUUUCUUAUUAAUUAAGGUUAAAGUUGAAGAAACAGAUGAUCUGAGUUGUUGUACAGGCAUCAUGUGGCAGAGACAGUCGUUAUUUCCGGUUGUUACGCCACAUAACACAGUACGGUGUGUAUGAUGAAUCUGUGUAUUUUGUCUGUGGAUUGAGCACAAACAUGGAAAAAACUCCACUUCUUGUAGAUUUCGACGAUCACAAUUCUGCUGAAGUUCGUCAGCCAAAAAGUCAGUUUAAAAAUGGAGGUGCGGAUUUUAUUAAGAGGCUGGCCCAACAGGACGGUGAUGGGAAAAUAGAUUCUAACGGAGCAUCUGUUAGCGAUGUGCGAGACUUCACUGAAGGGAGUGCUAAUAUUGUUGCUAUAUUCGUGGUGGCUUUCGACACACGUUCAGGCAAUGUGGUUGAGUGGAGUAUUCCAGAAGAUAUUGAUUUAGAAGGUGUAGAGUUUAAAGCAAUGGCAAGUGGUUCACAUACGAUCAAUUCAGAUUUCAUAUUCUUCAAGAAAGAUAACUAUUAUGGUCUAAGUUGUUAUGAGAAGAUGACUGUGGACAGUUUAGAAGAGCGAGGAGCAAGGAUGAAGUCUGUUGGUAUCCUAGCAACAUCAUACACCACAUUAUAUAGGCACAUGCAGUUUCUUGAAAAUCAAGUCAGACACCAACUAGAGACACCAGAACGUUAUGAACAGCUAAAAGCCUUCUAUGCAGACCACAGAGGGUCGCUACCCAGCUCUAGGAGCUUAUCGUACACAUCAUUAGGCAACACGCCUAACGCAUCCCCUUCCUCAUCUGAACUCUUACCUGAAAUGAAGAUAACUCAUCCUGCAGGUUGUUUUGCCCAGUUCAUCAAUUUCUUUGGUGAGCAUAUAUUCACGAUCUGGAAGUUUGUCCUCUUACGGAAACGGAUUAUAUUCUUUUCACCACCACCUAUUGGAGUUGUUUGUUACAGAGUGUACUGUGCAAGUGUUUUAGGAAAUCAUACAGUUCGAAUGGAGAAUGAGGUGGAGGUGAAACCUCAGUUUUAUAUCAAUGUUGCAGACAUCGAGAAUUUAGAAUCAGAUUUGUCCUAUGUAGCAUGUACAACUGAGAAGAUCUUUCUUGAAAAGAAAGAUCUCUAUGAUGUUUAUGUAGAUAAUCAAAAUCUAGUUGUGCAAUCAAACACAUUGAAAGAUAUGUUGAAAAUAUGUCCUACUGAUAAGGAGAAGUUUAAUCAACUGAACAACCAGCGUAGCGCUCAGCUUUUCCGAGCGCAAGAACUAGGUGAGGAUGCAAUGCAAGAUGACCAAGUAUUUGCUACGUUCUUCCUUGAGAUGAACAACCAUAUAUUCCAGACACUGCUAGAUAUUUCAAUCACGCAAGACAAAUCGUUGACCUCUGAUCACAUGAAAUCUAUGGGCUUGGAUCCCAUUGGUGACCGUCAGUUUAUCAUGGACUUACUUGAACUUUACGGAAUUGAUGUGUUGCUUAUAUUGGAUAACCCAUGUUGUCCGACAUAAAUGCUAAAGAUUAAAGUCAUAGCAGGCAAAUGAUGGUGAUCAAGUGCUUGCUAUGUCUGCCGAUUAUAAUUCGUAUGUCAGCCUAAUGGUGCUAAUUGAAGUGAACUCAUAUAUCAAGGUUGUGCCAGACAAUGCAUUAUCAGUACAACUGUCUAAGGAGCUGCUCAAUUAUGGGAUACAAAUUGUCUUGAUUGUUGCUCCACUGUGAUGGACUAAUUAACCAAGCUGCUUGAUUGAUUGUAAACAUGGUGAUGUCACUCGCUCAUCGUAAAAUGAAACAGUGUAUUAAGAGAAUUGGAACGACAGCAAGCAAAGUGAUACAACAUGAUCUAGAAAAACUAAAAUGCAGUACAACAUUUUUAUUAUUUCACAUAUUGAUUGCCCAAGUUGGUAUUUGGUAUAUCCUUGAUAUUUUUGUGUAACAUAACACACGUUGAACUAUUUUUUUUUUAAUGUGUUGCUAUUGUAUGAUUUAGUCAUUUGGGUUAGAGCACGUACCACUUGGUUAUAUCUCAUAUUCAGUUUCAUAUUGUUUUUUGCCUGUCAUGUUGCUGAUUGCAAUUUAAGAAACUAGCCUAUCAUCUACAACCUUGAUGCUUGAGCGUAAUAGAAUAAUAUAGACCUAAUUUUUUUGUUAAAAUAUGUUAGCGGAAAAGAUUGCUACCAUGUUAGCAGAACAACACAAGGAGUUUAUCUUAGGCUUUCUAUGAACAGGACCAAAUUUUUUUUGGAGCCUUAUAAUACUUAAUCUUCUUCUUGAGGGAAGUAUUAGGGGCAUCACUAGAGGCAUGUGUUUGAUAUUAGGUCAAUUCAUGCCACAAAACUUAGGGUCAGUGUAGAUUAAUGCAAAUGAAAUAUGUGCAGUGGAAUAAAUGGAGUCCCAUUUUUGGAUUAUUACAUAAAGUGCAAUCUGUUGUAGAAGCUCUUUUACAUUUGCUGGUGCAAAUGUACUGCGCAAUGGUGCUUGUGUCUGCAAUAGUUCAGGUGGCAGGAAAAAUAUUGGUGGUGGGUGGUAGGAUGUCUUUGUAGCAGAAGGGGUAUAGCAUAAGGGUAGUGUAAUGUUAUAGAUAUUUAGUAAAUAUUAACUUAGCAUAUGACAGAAAGUGUGGUAUUGGCAGUGAGAAUAAUGAUGUACUGUAAUUAAGAUUAUAACUUUAAUUCUUGUGGCAGGAAGGUCAUGUCUUAUGCUGAAGAGAGAAUUAUUAUAUAACUGGAAAAGUUUUGUUGUGUUUAUUCCUUAUUUGCCAAAAAAAUCAAGUACUGUACAAUCAUAUGGUGGUACGUUUUUUGGCAAAUAAAGAAUAGGAAAAAAGAACAACAAACCUUUUCCUUUUUUUGUUGUAGCUGAAGGGUCUCAAUUUGAUUUAUAUAAUUGACUGUCUUAUGUUGAGCUCCAUUAAUAACAUCACCUUCUUCCAUGUAUUAUCAUCUGGUGAAUACACCUCAAUCAUGCAUGCAUAAUUAAUUAAUACAAAAUUUAUAAUAAAAUCAUGUAAAAUAUUUAUCAAGUAAAAUAAAACAAUUGUAAUUAAAUCUAUAUUUUUUAUUUAUGAUGCUCAUAUGAAAAAAACAUUAAAAGACUUUUUCUUUGAAUACUUUAAAAAAUUUCAUAAAGGAUUAAAUUCUUCAGACAAUUUCAUAAAAUAAUUUUAGAUCUGUAUACACUAAUUUUGAUUCUAACAAAGUAUGUUUGGGAUUAAAGUAUUGUUUUUAUGGAAAUAUAAUGUAAAUAUAGUACAAACAAAUAUGUUUGGGAAUUAAGUAUUAGUUUUUUAUGGAAAUGUAAUGAAAAUAAAUUACGUAUAUUAAUACAUCCAACAAACAGACUGCCUUCUUUUAAUAUAUAAUUACUGUAUAAGUCUACUUAAAAUCCAUUUCUUAUUUUUUCUUUAUUUGAGGUCCAAAUCUCAACACAUACAUCUCACACAAUUGUAUGCACCAUGUAACUGAGGAUUUCUGUAGUUUGACAGAAUCCCCCUCCUAGGGUGAUCCUCCACUUGAUAAACCAAUCUUUGCUACCAUCAAAAACUAUCAAAAUUAUAAUCAAAUUCACUAUUUCCACGGUAGAAUGCUUCACAGCUUCAGGGGAUUUGUCUCUUCCUCUCUGAACCAAACAGGGCAUCUUUUGAACCCAAUUUCUAAUAGAAAGUACAGUAAUAUUUUUUUCUUGAUUAGUAUUGUGUGAGUGCAUAUUUGUCUGAAUGGCAAAAUAAAAAACUUUUUAAAUAAUAAUAAUAAUAAUAAUAAUAAUGCUUGGUCUUUAUAUCUGAAUGUUAUUCCAAAUUUUUUCAUACGGGGCAUAAAGUCUAAAUAUCCUUUCCACCUUUUUCAUUUUACUGUUGAUAAGUAAUACCACAAUUAUGUCACUAUAUUUACAAUACUUAUUAACUUACUAGUAUUUUGUGGCAUUAUUAGCUAACUCUUAUAUUUGAUUAUUUUUUACUCUAUGUACUUUUUAAUAUUCUGGUGCUGAUAAACAUAUAUUUUUCCAUUAAUACUUGAUGUUUUUCAGGUUUAAGCAUGACCAAAAUGUCAGAAUUCCAAUGAUUAAUAUUUUAUAUAUAGAUGAAAAAUGUUCUGUUGGAGUCCUUUCCAAUAACAAGUGGAUUACUGUAUACUAUAUAUUUAGUCAGAGUCAUGAAUGGUCUCAGUAGCAUGAAUAAAUGUGUACAAUAAAGAUCUGUAUUGUAGGUAAACUGUGAAUUGAGCAUGCACCACUUCAAUCAUGAUCCUUGAAGCAAGGAUUUAGAUAAAUCAAGACUAACUAGUUUAAGGCACACUUUGUUUAUUUGUAGUUAAAUAUUUUAUUUCCCUUUAUUUUUUUAUUUUUUUAAAAUUUAUUUUUUUUUUCAUUUUUAUUUUUUAUUUUUUUUAUUGUUUUUUUUUUUUUGUUUUCCUUUUCUUUUUUGGUAUCCCUUUCCAGAUUUUUCCAGGUCCGAGUAAGAACUGAAUUAGAUGCAGGGGUGGCGCCAGCAAGGGGUGGAAGGCCAGGGGCCCCUGUUGGGGAGAAAAAGGACAAUUCGUCGGGGACCAAAAAAAUUAUAUGUAUUUUUAUUUCAUAAAAUAAUUUUAGAUCUGUAUACACUAAUUUUGAUUCUAACGAAGUAUGUUUGGGAUUAAAGUAUUGUUUUUAUGGAAAUAUAAUGUAUAUAUAGUACAUCGAUUAAAUAAGCCUUUGAAACACCUAAAUUGUCAAAAUGUUUGCCCCUUCAUGACCUUUUAUCAAAGCUCCACCACGCCCACUUUACUUUCGUCGGGGAAAUUUGCAAAAUUUUCCUGGUGCCACCCCUGUUUACCGGAUUUACUUGAUCUAUUCAGCAGCUUUUGCUAGUAGGUCAGUGUGUACUAAAAUUCCAUCCUGUAAAAUAUUGGUGCCGGUGAGAUGUGGCGGCUCUAGGAUAUAUUUUUUUUGGGGCUGAGCUCGUAGGCUCAAGCUGGGGGAAGGGUUUGAGAGAGUUCCCCCCCCCAAAAUGAGAUUUUUUUUAAGAAU
Anneissia japonica is the source of this 5180-nucleotide messenger RNA. RefSeq names its product DENN domain-containing protein 11-like. Lineage: Eukaryota; Metazoa; Echinodermata; Crinoidea; Comatulida; Comatulidae. The coding region runs from base 359 to 1690 and encodes 443 amino acids. The transcript has 8 exons. Gene Ontology annotation, cellular component: cytoplasm. The record is from RefSeq and is a predicted model, not a curated record.